AUGUUACCUCAGGAAGAAUCCAUCUUCAUUCUGAAGAAAUUUCUCGAUCAUUUUGGCUAUUACAAUGUACAGAGAAUGUCCAUCGAAGCAGUCGAACAGUUGGCAAGAAUCGUGUUAACUGAGAAUGUUUUCAUCUACGAAGAUACAUAUUAUCGGCAAGUGGUCGGUGGUGCAAUGGGAUCACCGUUUACGUUAACAUUGGCCAACAUCUUCAUGUGGCAUUGGGAACGACAAUUCGUCGAACAUCAACGGCAGAAGAAUGAACUCUACGGGAGAUACAUCGAUGAUAUCUUCUUUACUUCGGACGAUUCGAUCGAUGAAAUUAACCGAAUGUUGAACGAAGCGAACAGUCGUCAUCCCAAUAUCAAAAUCACUUCACCAAUCAGCAAUCCAACAUCAUUCUUAGAUGUUCAAGUGGAGAAUGUGAAUGGAAAACAAUUGCUGACUUCAGUGUAUCACAAAGAAGCAGCUGAACCCUGCUUGUAUUCCAUCACAUCAACAUCGAUCAUUCCGAUGAUUCAUGAUGAGAAUGAAUUUUCCAUUAUUCGUUGUCGGCUGUUGGAUGCAACGAGUGUCCAAGAACAUCAACGAGCAGCCCGUCUUGCCGAACAAUUCAACUUCGUUGAUAUUCCACCGAACAUUGAUCCGUUAGUGAAGGAGAAAUUGUUGAAACGAAAAGAAAGAGCCGAUUCCAUCAUCAUUCACUAUACUUAUGAGCAGCGUUUUGCUGAUUACGGUCGAAAAAUUCAUCAGCUAUGGGACAAUGUAUUUCACGGUACACCGUUGAAGCAAAAGAGAGUGAUCGUCGGCACUCGAAAUAAUCCGAAUCUAUCGAAAGAAUUGAUCUGUCGAAAUCCUUUCAAGAAACAAAAAGAUAUUCGUGAUGAAUCACCUUGCGAUUGA
This is a messenger RNA of Didymodactylos carnosus, 903 nucleotides long. Lineage: Eukaryota; Metazoa; Rotifera; Eurotatoria; Philodinida; Philodinidae. The record is from the annotation of a GenBank genome assembly.